CCGUAAUACCACCGACUGGUCGUUCUUGAGGGGUUUUUCUUCGUCACCGCAAGAGGAGCUCAAUUGCAGUCUCUGGCUCCCAUCUCCACUGCUUUUUGCAAAGAGACUCGCCCUGGCUUCCCUCGAUGCCAUUGUGGGGAUUAUGUAUCACCAUGGUAUCAGCCUCGACCGCCGACGAUACUAAAUCGGAUGGACCACACGUGCCGGGAACUGGGAGUGUCUGGAAAUACAUAGUGAAUAUACGGUCGGGAGUUUUGGUAGGACACUCCUCGAAACCUGGUCGACCAGUCGAACUUGACCUCUAUAUAUACGUUUACUGUGACGGGUUCUCCGAUGCGUAUUUACCAAUAGAAAUCCAAAGCUGCGGUAUGGUCUACAUGAGCAUUUCUUAAGACGACAGGACCUAUGUAAUCCAUAUGCUUUCGCAGUUUGGUGUUCGGAACUCCACUGAAUUGUAUGCUAUUUGCUUAAGCUUCAGCGCUCAGUGGACAUCCAUAUGCCACUAAAUA
Messenger RNA from Lentinula edodes (shiitake mushroom), 509 nucleotides. RefSeq lists its product as uncharacterized. NCBI's taxonomy places the organism in Eukaryota, Fungi, Basidiomycota, Agaricomycetes, Agaricales, Omphalotaceae. The transcript is spliced from 3 exons. Bases 126 to 392 code for a protein of 88 amino acids. The record is from RefSeq and is a predicted model, not a curated record.